GUUUUUUUUACGGAGGCUGCAGAGACUCAGAGGAAAGGUGCACAUGUGUGAAGAGAUUUAAAGACAUCAGAUUAUUAACCCAGAUAAUGGAAAGAAGAGCGUAUCAUGGUGGAGGCAUCUCCUAGGCAAGAACAAGAUGAGCUAUCCAGAAGCCAGAAGCAGAGACCUGAUCCAGAUGAGCCUUCUGAUGCAGACCAAGACUCAGAUGGUUCUACUGUGCAGAAGAAGACUCAAAGAAGGCUCUGGAGUGAUUUGGAAAAAAAAGCAGUUUGGCAGCAACUUGGAAAUUGCAUGACUUUGAUGACCGUUCCUGACUCUGUCAGGCUGGUGAAUGGGACCAGUCUGUGCUCAGGCAGACUGGAGGUGAAGACUAACCAGUCUGCCGAGCGCUGGUCCUCAGUGUGUGAAGAGGACUUUGACCAGCAGGAUGCAGAGGUGGUCUGUAGGGAGCUUGGCUGUGGGGCUCCUUCAGUCCUCCAGGGGGCGCUCCAUGGAGAAGUGGAGCCUCCAAUGAGGACCAAAGAGUUCCAGUGUGGAGGCCAUGAGUCUGCUCUCCUGGACUGUAGAAGCUCAGUCCCAGAUAGAAAAACCUGCUCACCUGGAAAAGCUGUUGGACUCACCUGCUCAGAGUCUGUCAGGUUGGUGGGAGGAGCCAGUCGCUGUUCAGGAACACUGGAGGUGAAACAAGGAGAAUGGAGACCAGUGGGUUACUCUGUCUGGACACUGAAGACAGCAGCUGCUGCCUGCAGAGAGUCAGACUGUGGCUCUGCUGUUUCUUUAGAAGAGAGAGAAGAGUCCUCAGACAGAUCUGUGUGGUGGAUCAGGUCUGGCUGUGUUGAGUCUGGAUCUGCUUUGAGGGAGUGUGCUGCAUCAGGUUCCUCUGACUCCUUCCUUCAUCUCACCUGCUCAGACUCUGUCAGGCUGGUGAAUGGGACCAGUCUGUGCUCAGGCAGACUGGAGGUGAACACUAACCAGUCUACCCGCGCUGGUCCUCAGUGUGUGAAGAGGACUUUGACCAGCGGGAUGCAGAGGUGGUCUGUAGGGAGCUUGGCUGUGGGGCUCCUUCCAGUCCUCAGGGGGCGCUCUAUGGAGAAGUGGAGCCUCCAAUGA
This is a messenger RNA of Perca fluviatilis (European perch), 1110 nucleotides long. RefSeq names its product scavenger receptor cysteine-rich type 1 protein M160-like. The record is from RefSeq and is a predicted model, not a curated record. The transcript is spliced from 7 exons. The coding region runs from base 106 to 1110 and encodes 334 amino acids. NCBI's taxonomy places the organism in Eukaryota, Metazoa, Chordata, Actinopteri, Perciformes, Percidae. Gene Ontology annotation, cellular component: membrane.